AUGGCGGCCCUCGAAGGACAGGACUUCCACAUCACCGUCUACAAAAGGAGAAAACGAAGGCACAGCGAGCACGGUGGCUUGGCCUCGGCCCCACAGCCGCGCGCGGCAGAAAAGGAGGUUCAACCUGACGUGGUCUGGCUGCAGAGCCUGGGCUCAGAACCACAGACCAAGGCAAAGGUUUCCCAACCGAUUCUCAUCUUCCGGGUGAGGCGCAAGUCUCCCCAGUGCCAGGAUUGGGCGACAAGACUUUUCCUGGCCAGGAGCCUUGGGACACAGGAGCCAGAAACCAUGCUGCUGUGGCUGACCCUUACCAUCCUGUGGAGGACCACCUGCUGGGCAGACCAGAUGUAUGGGAAUGGAGGAGGCACGUAUUUCAGUUCCUCUAUCGACAAUAAAAAUGACAUAUCUGGGAUCCGGGUGUCUAUAAGUCCUAUAGGCAUAAUUAGGAGUAUCCAGCUGAAAUAUGGAUCCGCCUGGAGCGAAAUAUAUGGCAUCUCAGGUGGGAGUGCCCAGGAGUUCAUCCUGCAGCCAGAUGAAUACAUUACAGGGGUAGCCGGCUCACACAGGGUCUACCUCCGCUACCUGGUUGUAUAUACCAACUUGGGGCGCCAGGCCACAUUCGGGCAGGACAGUGGCCGCAGUUUCAUCGACUACCCCGAUGAGCCCGAAAAGGUGCUCACAGGACUCUUCGGCCAGGCUCAGCUCCUUGGCAUCACAGGCAUCGGUUUUAAGUGGGAUUAUCCUCUAGCAGAGCUGGAGUCUAUACAACAAAGCACAAACUAGAAUAUUGCAGGGACUCCCUGAGACGCCAAGGUCUCGGCUUGGUCCCUGGUCAGGGCACAUACAAAAAUCAGCUAAUGAAUGCACAAAUCAGUGGAACAACAAA
Molecule: messenger RNA, 886 nt
Organism: Myotis daubentonii (Daubenton's bat)
Lineage: Eukaryota; Metazoa; Chordata; Mammalia; Chiroptera; Vespertilionidae
Product: pancreatic adenocarcinoma up-regulated factor-like
Source: RefSeq, a predicted model, not a curated record